This is a messenger RNA of Cyanistes caeruleus (blue tit), 5040 nucleotides long. NCBI's taxonomy places the organism in Eukaryota, Metazoa, Chordata, Aves, Passeriformes, Paridae. The record is from RefSeq and is a predicted model, not a curated record.
UUACCCCACCCCCAGCCAAUCUAGGAAGAGAUGAAAUGAACUUUGCACUUGCAAAUGUCACUGAAUACAUUUUGCACAGGAUUUUAAAAGGUUCUUUUACAAGCACUAUUUUUAACAGCCAAAUCCGCCCCCCAAAACAGAAGGGAAAAAGCCCUAGGUAUUUUUCUGUGAUCGAUCUCAGUUUAUGAUCAGCAUCUCUCACAAUAUUUCUGAAGCUGGUUUUAUUUUAUGCUUUUAUCAUUGAAGUUGAGAUUUUUGGAGGUGGUGUGGAUUUUUGGGAGUUUUUUUGAAUUUUUUUUUUUUCUUUUUUUCCUACUGGCAUGAGAAAAUUUGAGAAUUUAAUUGCAGUAGAAUACUUGGAAACAGUGAGGCUGGAAGCUUGAAAGGCAGAGGGAAGAGAAGGAAGGCUCUCACAGCAGAGCAUGGAUAGGAAAGGAGCUGUGAUUCUGCAGUGCUCAGUGUGCACAUGUUUUAUGAGAUCAGUGCCGGGCGCUGCAGCUGCGGACACUAACUGAGCUGUCUGGCUAAUGAAGGCCACCUGGAUCAGGCUUCUGAAAAGAGCCAAAGGAGGACGUCUGAAGAAUUCUGAUAUCUGUGGUUCGGCGGACUCCUACACCAGCCGUCCAUCUGAUUCAGAUGUAUCUCUGGAAGAAGAUAGGGAAGCAGUGCGGAGAGAGGCAGAGCGACAGGCCCAGGCACAGCUGGAAAAAGCAAAGUCAAAACCUGUUGCAUUUGCAGUUCGGACAAAUGUUGGGUACAGUGCAGCCCAUGAAGAUGAUGUUCCAGUCCCAGGCAUGGCCAUCUCAUUUGAAGCUAAAGAUUUUCUUCACGUUAAAGAAAAAUUUAAUAAUGACUGGUGGAUAGGACGAUUGGUAAAAGAAGGCUGUGAAAUAGGAUUCAUACCAAGCCCAGUCAAACUAGAAAACAUGAGGCUGCAGCAUGAACAAAAGGCAAAACAAGGAAAAUUCUACUCCAGUAAAUCAGGAGGAAACUCUUCAUCCAGUUUGGGUGACAUCGUUCCUAGUUCCAGAAAAUCGACGCCUCCAUCAUCUGCUGUAGACAUAGAUGCCACUGGCUUAGAUGCAGAAGAAAAUGAUAUUCCAGCAAAUCAUCGCUCCCCCAAACCCAGUGCAAACAGUGUAACAUCACCCCACUCCAAAGAGAAAAGAAUGCCCUUCUUUAAGAAGACAGAGCACAUCCCUCCCUAUGAUGUAGUGCCUUCUAUGCGACCAGUAGUUUUAGUGGGGCCUUCUCUGAAGGGAUAUGAGGUAACAGAUAUGAUGCAAAAAGCAUUAUUUGAUUUUUUAAAACAUAGAUUCGAAGGGCGUAUAUCAAUUACACGAGUCACAGCAGAUAUCUCUCUUGCCAAACGCUCAGUAUUAAACAAUCCCAGUAAGCAUGCGAUAAUAGAGCGAUCUAACACGAGAUCAAGCCUAGAUGUUUUAGCUGAAGUUCAAAGUGAAAUUGAACGGAUUUUUGAAUUAGCCAGGACAUUGCAGUUGGUAGUGCUUGAUGCUGAUACCAUUAACCACCCAGCUCAACUGAGCAAAACCUCUCUGGCUCCCAUUAUAGUAUACGUAAAGAUUUCUUCUCCUAAGGUUUUACAGAGGUUGAUAAAAUCUCGAGGGAAAUCUCAGGCCAAACACCUUAAUGUUCAGAUGGUGGCAGCUGAUAAACUGGCACAGUGUCCUCCUGAGAUGUUCGAUGUAAUUCUUGAUGAGAACCAGCUUGAAGAUGCUUGUGAGCACCUUGCUGACUAUCUGGAAGCCUACUGGAAGGCCACACAUCCACCUAGCAGCAAUCCUCCUAACCAGCUUCUCACUCGCACACUUGCAACAGCCACUCUACCUAUUAGCCCAGGUCCAAAUAUUAAUUUACAGCAGGGAUCUCAAGGAGACCAGAGGAAUGACCAUUCGGUCCCUGAGCGCAGCGGUUCCCACAUUGAAGAGGAAGCACGGGUCGAACCCACCAAGAAAUCCCAGCACCGCUCUUCCUCCAGCCAACACCACAACCACCGCAGUGGUGUCAGAGGCCUUCACAGGCAAGAAACUUUUGACUCAGAAACACAAGACAGCAGAGAUUCAGCUUACGUAGAGCCAAAGGAGGACUACUCUCACGAGCAUGGUGACCACUAUGAUUCUCACAGGGAUCAUAAUCACAGAGACGAGUCCCACGGGAUGAGUGAACACAGACACAGAGAAUCCCGGCAUCGCUCAAAGGAGAGGGACCGCGAGCAGGACCACAAUGAAUGCAACAAACAGCGCAGUCGUCAUAAAUCAAGGGACCAAUAUUGUGACAAGGAUGGGGAAGUGAUAUCGAAAAAACGUAACGAUGCAGGGGAGUGGAACAGGGAUGUUUACAUCCGACAGUAACUUUUGCCUCUGGCAGUCUUGUGUUUCUUUGAAGUCUUGUAACAAUGCCCCUUGAAAAUAUCUUGGGUUCUUCUUUGCAGAACAUAUGGUAUCCUUCUGUAUGCUGAUUUGUAUUGCUGUUGCUUGCAUAGCAAUAGCAUGAAAUAGAAUAUUCAUAUACUUAUUUUUUUGGUUAGUGCUAUAUGAAUUAGUGUAGUACAACUGAAGAGUUCCUGAUGUUGUACUAUGACAUUUUUCAAGCUGUUUUUGGUAGCUGCCACUUGAACAAUAUCUGUUGCCAUCAAGGUGUUGUUAGUGUUUUUUAAAAAAAAGGUACAUUUGAUGUUUAAUAACUUCCCAUGUAUUCAGCAAGCCAGGAUCAGCACAUAAAAAAAUCGAAAAAUUUUUGUCUGCUCUGAUUUUUAAUUUGUAUGCACUUGAUUUGCAUAUUGAUUUAAGCACCACUCUGUUGCUUGUACCUCUGGUGGUCUCCGUAUGAAGACAGAAUUCAGUCUUGCCUUACACACAGGGGAUCAUGGAGUCAAAAUCUAUUUUCUAUGUACUGGUACUGUGUACUGUAUAUACAGUUUAUAAACGUUAUUUCUGCAGACACCUUCUUACUAUAUAAGUUUGAUCACACUGUUUUAGAGUCCUAAUGCCAAGUCAGCAGAUUUGCUUUUGAAUUACUGGCAACUGGAACUAGCCUCACUUAGGAAAUCUGUAACAGUGUUCAAUCUAAAUACUUUUUCUUCUGUAGCAGAAAGCUGAUACUUACUGUAAAUAUGGAUGAGUGCUUGAGAUAAAGGGUGUAACUCUUAUACCUUAUGCUGUCCUUGCAAACCAAAUUCUGCAUUUUAAAGUUAUGGUAAAGAUAAUGAACUUACCACUAUAAAUUAUUCUUCUCUGUUCAGGUCACAAUAUUGCAAUGGGCACAGCUUAAUUUUGGUUCUACUGUCAGUAAACAGAGCACACGUGUUGGAGGUGUGUAUGUGAGUGGGCGGGUGGUGGAUCGGUGUCCGUGUGCGUGUGCACGUUAGGCAGCAAACUGUGAGAAUCUACUGAAGAAAACAAAGGUAUUUUGCCCAACAAGUCUAUUUCUACAUUCUGUCUCUUAAUUUAAAAAUACAAAUUGCAUUCAGGGAAUAUGAGGGAAUUUACUGACCCAGGUAAUUGGGAAAGCAUAAAUCUGCUGGCUCUUUAUUGAGACUUCAGGAGAGUAUAAACAGGCAAAUGUUACUGUGAGUUUCACUGGAAAUGUAAAAUCUUUGUGUUUUAGAGUAUUUGUUUUAGUAAGAAAAGUUUACACAGCUUGUGGAGAGUUAUUUUGUUGGAAAAUAAAUUUUUGUAGCUUCUCCACUUUUUCUACACUUGCCAAUUCUCUGCAUUCCCACUCUGCAGCCAGCUCACUGCUUUUCCUUCACCAAAGCUGUUGUGCUGCUGCUGAGAGCAUAGAAGAAUGACUGUGACUCUGUUAGGAGCUUUCUAGAGAAAAUGCAUUGAAAUCAAAGGGAGUGAACACAGUUUGUUUUGCACUGAACACCUGUUGCACUGGUAAGUGGGGGGAAAUUCACUAUUUUUUUUUGACUCCAGGUUCCAUACCCUUGCCUAGUGUAAAAGCUGUUCUGCAUCACGUGUAGUCUUUGUAGUACCUGUAUGAAUGAAAUACUUUUUGUAUUUCCCUGUAAAUAGCACAUUAUAUAAAGACUUUAGUGUGAUAAUAAUUAGUUUAGCUGGAAGUUCUUUUUAUUUAUUAUUUCAAUUCUGGGAAUAUCAGCAUUGCCUGAUUUUGAAUAUCAUUUUAGUGAAAUGGAUAAGAUACAUGGCAGGUGCAUGCUUUCUCCAAUCUCUUAGCCCAGCAUCCAAGAAAUUCCCUUAAACAUUCUCUGCCCUUCCUCUCCUACCCCUCUCCCUGAUGCUUUAUAAGCAUUUUUACAACAACCUAAGAGUGGUUAUCUGUCAGUUAUCUGGCCAUUCCUCCCAGUGCUGCUGACUGUUGUGGUUACUCAAGGGUAGGUUCUGGCUCAAAGCAUGAACUGUGGGGAACACAAGAAAAAAAGAUUAUUUUUCUAGAAAUAAAAUUCUCAUCAUUUUUCUAGACAUCACUAAAUGGCUUUGUAGAGAAAGGAAGAAUAGGUAAGUAGAUCUGCAGUAUUACUAAAUGGAUAUAGAAGAGUACAUAAACUGGGUUUUGAUACAAGAGAAUUUUCAGGGUAUCUGUAAAAAAUGACAUUAAAAGACUGUUGUUUGAGUCAUAUCAGAUCACAUGUAAGUGGGAAGAAAGUGAUAUUGUCUUGCUCUGUAUAGCCUGGCUUUAGCUAAUUUACCAGCUGCAGUAGAUGGUGUUGCUCCCUGCAACUCAUGACAGCUAUGUCCUCUAAGAAGUGAUUCCACUUCAAAACCUUGAAUAUUUUGUUCCUUUUUUGUUGGUUUUUUGGUUGGAUUUUGGGGUUUUUUGCUUUGUUUCUUUUUUUUACUUUUGCUCCAGAGAGUGUUUAUUUUUAAGCUUUCUUAAAGUAUUUUUUAAGGAAUAUUUGGCUGAAUUUUAAAGCACUGAGUAGUAUAUGAAAACUAUGGCAUAGGUAGUUGUGUAUAGACAAAUAAAUGAGAAAAGAGAGAGCAUAGUCCAAGCCCUAGUAUUUAAGUAUGGCCUAUAUAUUGAUUCAUGCAAUAUAAACAUCACAAAAAAAAA